Messenger RNA from Tigriopus californicus, 2108 nucleotides. It is a transcript of the gene Loxl2, whose product is annotated as lysyl oxidase homolog 2-like. Gene Ontology annotation, molecular function: protein-lysine 6-oxidase activity; copper ion binding. The record is from RefSeq and is a predicted model, not a curated record. Gene Ontology annotation, cellular component: membrane. NCBI's taxonomy places the organism in Eukaryota, Metazoa, Arthropoda, Copepoda, Harpacticoida, Harpacticidae. Gene Ontology annotation, biological process: peptidyl-lysine oxidation.
UCUUUGGGCAAAAAUACCGAGGAACUGAGCGAAUUGGAGGAUGGAGGAUACACGGCAUAGAUAAAUAGGCUUUCCCCCUCAGUUUGACCGCGAUCUUUGGCGAGAUUGUUGCAGGUUUCAGCUCCGAUUCAAAAUAUGCUGGCUAACAACAUGCAAUUUCUAGUGGGCUUUUUGGCCUUGUGCAUAUUCUUGGAUGCCAUCGUGGUGAUUUGUGCUAAUCCAGAGGAUGAUAUGCGAACUAAUCGCCGAGCAUCUCGUCGACAAAGGAGACGGAGACAAAGAAUUCUUCAACUUAUGCAAGCGGAUUCACCAAGUCUCAUGUUCUAUAAUCGAUUUAUCCCAUCGACAACUCCGUCCACAACUCAACCAACUCCAACUCAAGCUAUGAUGCAGUUUGAAAACAUGAUUGUGGAACAGAUUGGAACAACAUUCAACGUCACCCAGAACGAAAAUAAUCACGAGACGCUGGAGGAGUCGAAAAGUGAAAUUGACAUGCUCAUUGAUGUGUUGGAGACAUUGGAAAAUGAAGUGGAACCAGAGGAACUGUCUUCAUCCACUGGCCAGUCACCCAAGGAAGGAGAACUUCGUCUGGUAAAUGGACGAACCACACAUGAAGGAAAUAUUCAGAUUUUUCACAUGGGAGAAUGGGGAUCGAUUUGUGAUGAUGAGUGGGACGCCGUUGAAGCCAAGAUUGCUUGUAAAGAAUUGGGAUUCCCAGGAGCCAUUGGACCUACUCAUAGCUCUCAAUUUGGAUACAGUCUCAAGAGGAUUUGGAUGGACAAUAUGUAUUGCUAUGGCACAGAGACAUCCAUCACAGAUUGUCGGUUCGAUGGUUGGGGCAUCAACGAUUGUGAAUCUACGGAAGGCGGUGUUCGUUGCAAGGAACCUCUUCCGCCAACCACAGUUCCUCCCCCGACAACCACUCCCAAACCAAAAACGCCCAUUGCCGGGGCUCAUAAAGACAUUGAAGUGCGCAUUCGAGGAGGAAGAGUUCCGGAAGAGGGUCGCGUUGAGGUUCUCAUCGAAGGUCAAAAUCAAUGGAGGACCGUCUGUGGCGACGGUUGGGGCAUACCCGAAGCUAUGGUUGUAUGCCGGGAACUUGGGUUGAAAUACGCCUCCUCUGCCCCACAAACCUUCCAUUUUAGUCCAGCUCUAGAAAUCAGGAAUGGAACGAGCUCUGUUCCACAACCAGUGCUUACUGGUGUGUCUUGUAAAGGCAACGAGGAGUCUCUUUAUGAGUGUCAGCACGAUCUGGACAAUUUUUGUCCAGGAACAGGCAAGCUGGAUGUGGCUAGUGUAGUUUGUGUGGAAAACCAAUCCGAUUUGGAACCCGACAUAUACGAGCUCAUGAGCUCGGCCCAUCUAGAGGACAAACAACUGUUCUUCCUGCAAUGUGCCAUGGAAGAAAACUGCUUGGCCAGCGAAGCGUAUCGAUUGCAAAAACACCAUAGCGAUUAUGCCUUGCAAACCCGCCGACUCCUGAGGUUCACCACAAGCAUAGCUAACGUUGGAACAGCGGAUUUCCGUCCAUUUAUUCCAAAAUCACAAUGGGAUUGGCAUGCUUGCCACCAGCACUAUCACAGUAUGGAGUUGAGAACAAUGCCGCUAUCUGUGUUCUCAAUUAUGCUCAACAAUUUGCCACAAUCCGGAAUUGCACACUCACCAGACCAUGAAGGCCAUUGCGUUAGUAUCCAACUUGAGAGGCUUCGAGCCUUCAUCGAGAAUUGCUUUGGCCUCCCAAGGGCACUUUGUGCCAAUGAUCCUGCAAAUUGAAGUCUUUUCUCCGUUUAUCUUGCAUCCUACUUGUCUCUUUUAAGUCAAAAAAGAGUCUCAAAGAGACAAAUGCUGUUCAUCAGGGUGACCAAUGUUUGCGAUUGUAACAAGUGCAUGUCAGCGAUUAUUUAUUUCGAAUUCUACAUGAUGAUAUCUACAAAAAAUAUGAGCAAUAAUGUUAAAGAGAAUAUUGAUGAUGAUAGCGCCGAAUCGCCGAAUGCAAAGAGCCCUUGUUAGUUAGUCCUUCAUCUAAUUCAAUAAUCUAAUGAAAGCUUUCUUAGUGUUCAAGCCAGACGAAAAUUGAAUGAUAAUAUACGAGAGAUAUGCUAUGUGAA